GAACUUACCUCCUCCCGCCUCCUCUCCUUCGACAUAUUCGGCACCUUGAUCGACUGGGAAUUAGGAGUCUUCAAUGCAAUCCUAACCACCCCCCACUUCUCCUCUCUCUCGCCUUCACACCCAAUGCGUGAAAUAAAAACUCUCCUUCCCGCAUACUUCACUGCCGAGAGCGCCAUCCAAGCCGCCAAUCCCAGCUUGCUCUACUCAGCGGUCGUCGCGGGCUCAUUCAGCCAGCUCGUCCGCGACUAUAACCUCUCCGUACCGGGCACCCCUGAGACUGAGCAAGAGGCCCUCCUAGAUUCCACGGCGAAAGGCGUAGGGGAAAGCAUCGGCACAUGGCCCGCAUUCCCCGACACUGUCGCCGCUAUGCAAGCACUCGGCAAGCGAUACAAGUUGGUGGCGCUCUCUAACAUCGAUGAAGCGUCCGUUGCGCGGACAUUGGAAGGCCCACUGGCUGGGAUGAAGUUCGACGCGGUGUAUACGGCCGAGAAGAUCGGUAGCUAUAAGCCGGACCCGCGGAACUUUGAGUAUCUGUUGGAGAAUGUGAAGAGGCAGUUUGGGGUGGAGAAGGGGGAGGUGUUGCAUGUGGCGCAGAGUAUAUUCCAUGAUCAUCAGACAGUGGGGAAGAUGGGGUUGAAGAACGUGUGGGUGGAUCGAAAGGCGGUGUUGGGUGGGACGGCGGCAAGUUCGCCGGAAGUGACGUGGAAUUGGACGGUUGAGAGUUUGGGCGAGCUGGCAGAGAUGGUUGAGAAGGAGGCAGCC
Molecule: messenger RNA, 762 nt
Organism: Eremomyces bilateralis CBS 781.70
Lineage: Eukaryota; Fungi; Ascomycota; Dothideomycetes; Eremomycetales; Eremomycetaceae
Product: HAD-like protein
Exons: 1
Source: RefSeq, a predicted model, not a curated record